CCAAAAUGGCUUAGUUUUCCUGUGUUGUGCACAUCUCUCAUUUGCUGUAUCGGACUCACUUUGGAAGUGUACCAGCCAUACAGCUCGUCUCAUCUCAUCUCACCCAACCAUUCUCAGCCGUUCGUCAUAGGGAAGGAGGAGAAAAAGAACGGAUUGAUCACCAUCAUCAUCAUCAUCCUAUGGUGUCUGUGAACCCUCCAUCAGAGGGAUUUUUCUUGGACCCUUUGGGGAUGGCUCUUCCUGGCCUCGGCUCCAUCACCACCACCACCACCAAUACCAGCACAGCUCCUGCAUCUGAAGAUCCCAACAAGAAGAUCAGAAAGCCAUACACCAUCACCAAAUCCAGAGAGAGCUGGACUGAACAGGAGCAUGAUAAGUUCCUUGAAGCUCUCCAGCUCUUUGAUCGUGACUGGAAGAAAAUCGAGGCAUUUGUCGGCUCAAAGACAGUUAUUCAGAUACGUAGCCAUGCACAGAAGUACUUCCUGAAGGUUCAGAAGAAUGGGACGAGUGAACAUGUGCCACCCCCUCGGCCAAAAAGGAAAGCAGCUCAUCCUUAUCCGCAGAAGGCCUCUAAAAAUGCUCCUCUGCCUGCACAAGCUGCCAUCCCAUUUCAAUCUUCAUCCUUUCUGCUUGAACCGGGUUUUGCUCUCAGGACAGAUUCAUCUUCGAUGCUUAGGAACUCUACCACAGGUGCAGCUGUGUCUUCCUGGGCCCACAAUUCUGUUCCGCCACUCAGCGUAUCACAUGUGACGAAAGAUGAUAUGGGGCCUGCGGGGCCUACAGUAGUAAAUAAUUGCUGCUGCAGUAGCACUGAAAGCCCUACUGGGACAUGGCCAACUUGUGAAGCAACCGAUCAUGGGAACCAUGGUGCACCACUUCGAGUUAUGCCAGACUUUGCUCAAGUAUACAGCUUCAUUGGCAGUGUCUUUGACCCAAACACAAGUGGUCAUUUGCAGAAACUGAAGGAGAUGGAUCCAAUUGAUGUUGAAACAGUGUUGUUGCUGAUGAGAAACCUCUCUAUCAACUUGUCAAGCCCUGAUUUUGAGGAUCAUAGGAGGUUGCUCUCGUCAUAUGAGGUUGAAUCCGACGAAGCUAAAUCCGGUAAUGCAAACAAGCCCCCCCAUGCCGAUGAGUCUGAGAAGACUCCUUCCAGGCCAAAGGAGAACGAUCACUAAGGUCCUAUAUCAAAGACGCUUUAACUGCCAAACAUAUCACGUAUUGUAUAAUAGGCUUCCAUUGGCUGCAACCUUUUUCAAAUGGAGAAUGCUACCGCCAUUUCUGCUGUCAUUUUUCUCAAAGAGAGUAGCUUUAGAAAUCCAAUGAUAGGAUGUGGUGUGAGCUCUUCGGCGCGUGACUAUGGAGGUUACCUGUACAGGGAUUUGUGUUUGUGUUUCAAGCUCGAGUCUUUUUUUACUGUAUCGUUGUAAGGUUUAUGUAAAUGGAUGAUGGGUUUUGUUCAAGAUCUUGGCUAAUACAUGUGAGGUGUUUAUUGUA
This is a messenger RNA of Magnolia sinica, 1494 nucleotides long. RefSeq names its product protein REVEILLE 6-like. The coding region runs from base 180 to 1175 and encodes 331 amino acids. The transcript is spliced from 9 exons. Lineage: Eukaryota; Viridiplantae; Streptophyta; Magnoliopsida; Magnoliales; Magnoliaceae. Gene Ontology annotation, molecular function: DNA binding. The record is from RefSeq and is a predicted model, not a curated record.